Molecule: messenger RNA, 608 nt
Organism: Baudoinia panamericana UAMH 10762
Lineage: Eukaryota; Fungi; Ascomycota; Dothideomycetes; Mycosphaerellales; Teratosphaeriaceae
Exons: 1
Coding region: 160-414 (84 amino acids)
Source: RefSeq, a predicted model, not a curated record
CAACGCUGUGUGAGGCUGAAGGAUGUUGCAGCGGUGAAAGGUCCGGUCGCGUGUAGUACGGGGCAGCAUGGUCAGAUGCGGUUGAGAUUGGCACCUCGCCAGUGCUACAGCAUGUGCUGCAAGUUCUACCGACGCCAUCUACGGUAGAAGCUUGGUCUGAUGCUUCAUUAUGUGCGUCAAAAAACUUCGGUACGAAGGUACUUGAAGCUCCCAGAACUCACGCUAAUUUGCAGCCGAGACACAAAGAUGUGCCGCGCGCCAGGAUCGUCAUUGCUUCCAGUCGAAGAGCAAUCUGUACCUGAUACUCGAUGCAAGUCGCUGUUUCGAGCAGGUGCAGGACGGUGCUGUUGGUCGAGCAUGCAUAGCGGCACCUACUGCAAGGCUAUGAGAUGUACGCGCAUGCUAAAGGUGUAGCAAGAUCGGCAGAAGGUGUUUGCAAUAGGCAGGACGAAGUGAGGUUGGACAACGUCUCAAAUGAUGCGUGCUGUCACUGGUGCGGCUCUGAGAGGUCAGGCACAACAGCUGGAAGCCAAUCACACUUUGCCCCAAUGUAGUUUCUGUCUCUGGUCGAGAUGCAGGCAUUGCGGAGCUUACCCUUCCCGGCCUUU